This is a messenger RNA of Erinaceus europaeus (western European hedgehog), 3319 nucleotides long. RefSeq names its product Rho guanine nucleotide exchange factor 10 like (gene ARHGEF10L). Gene Ontology annotation, biological process: actin cytoskeleton organization; SREBP signaling pathway; positive regulation of stress fiber assembly. The record is from RefSeq and is a predicted model, not a curated record. Gene Ontology annotation, cellular component: cytosol. Gene Ontology annotation, molecular function: guanyl-nucleotide exchange factor activity; protein binding. Lineage: Eukaryota; Metazoa; Chordata; Mammalia; Eulipotyphla; Erinaceidae. The transcript is spliced from 18 exons. Bases 130 to 2943 code for a protein of 937 amino acids.
UGCUGGGGCUGAUGCAGUUUCUGGCCCGAGCAGGUGGUCCGCCGGCACAUCCUGGGCUCCAUCGUGCAGAGUGAAGGCAGCUACGUGGAGUCUUUGAAGCGAGUUCUGCAGGAGUACCGCAACCCGCUGAUGGAGAUGGAGCCCAAGGCGCUGAGCGCACGCAAGUGCCAGGUGGUGUUCUUCCGCGUCAAGGAGAUCCUGCACUGCCACUCCAUGUUCCAGAUCGCCCUGUCCUCCCGCGUGGCUGAGUGGGACUCCACAGAGAAGAUUGGGGACCUCUUUGUGGCCUCAUUCUCCAAGUCCAUGGUUCUGGACGUGUACAGUGACUAUGUGAACAACUUCACCAACGCCAUGUCCAUCAUCAAGAAGGCCUGUCUCACCAAGCCCGCCUUCCUGGAGUUCCUCAAGCGGCGACAGGUUUGCAGCCCCGACCGCGUCACACUCUAUGGCCUGAUGGUGAAGCCCAUCCAGAGGUUCCCUCAGUUCAUCCUCCUGCUUCAGGACAUGCUCAAGAACACCCCCAGGGGCCAUCCAGACAGGCUGUCGCUGCAGCUGGCCCUCACCGAGCUGGAGACAUUGGCAGAGAAGCUCAAUGAGCAGAAGCGGUUGGCGGACCAGGUGGCCGAGAUCCAGCAGCUGACCAAGAGUGUCAGUGACCGCAGCAGCCUCAGCAAGCUCCUGACAUCGGGCCAGCGGCAGCUGCUCCUGUGCGAGACGCUGACAGAGACGGUGUACGGUGACCGUGGGCAGCUGAUCAAGUCCAAGGAGCGCAGGGUCUUCCUACUUAGUGACAUGCUCGUCUGUGCCAACAUCAACUUCAAGGGCCAGCUGGAGAUCAGCAGCCUGGUGCCCCUGGGGCCCAAGUAUGUGGUGAAGUGGAACACGGCCCUGCCCCAGGUGCAGGUGGUGGAGGUGGGCCAGGAGGGCGGCUCCUAUGAGAAGGACAACGUGCUCAUCCAACACGCCGGCACCAAGAAGGCCACGGCAGCGGGCCAGGCUCAGAACAAGGUACACUUGGGGCCCCCGCGCCUCUUCCAGGAGUUGCAGGCCCUGCAGAAGGACCUGGCCGUGGUGGAGCAGAUCACCCUCCUCGUCAGCACGCUGCACGGCACCUACCAGAACCUGAAUAUGACCGUGGCCCAAGACUGGUGCCUGGCUCUGCAGAGGCUGAUGCGCGUGAAGGAGGAGGAGAUCCACUCUGCGAACAAGUGCCGUCUCCGACUCCUGCUGCCGGGGAAGCCUGACAAGUCUGGCCGACCCAUCAGCUUCAUGGUGGUGUUCAUCACCCCCAACCCCCUGAGCAAGAUCUCCUGGGUCAAUCGGCUGCACCUGGCCAAGAUUGGACUCCGGGAGGAGAACCAGCCAGGCUGGCUGUGCCCGGAUGAGGACAAGAAGACCAAAGCUCCCUUCUGGUGCCCGGUCUUGGCCUGCCGCAUCCCCGCCUUUUCUGCCCGGGGCCUCAGCCUGCAGCUCGGGGCCCUGGUCCACAGUCCCGUCAGCUACCCUCUGUUAGGAUUCUCAGCCGUCAGCACCUCUCUGCCGCAGGGCUACCUCUGGGUCGGGGGCGGGCAGGAGGGCGCGGGGGGCCAGGUGGAGAUCUUCUCCCUGAACCGGCCCUCACCCCGCACGGUCAAGUCCUUCCCGCUGGCCGCCCCCGUGCUCUGCAUGGAGUACUUGCCCGAGCCGGAGGACGGGGGCGGUGGCGACGGAGCUGGAGCUGGAGACGGAGAGGAGGACCGGCCGGUGGCUGACCCCUCCGCGGCCGUGCACCCCACCAUCUGCCUCGGCCUCCAGGAUGGCAGCAUCCUGGUAUACAGCAGCGUGGACACGGGCACCCAGUGCCUGGCGACCUGCAGGAGCCCCGGCCUGCAGCCUGUCCUCUGCCUGAGGCCCAGCGGCUCCCACCUGCUCGCCGGCCUGCAGGACGGGACCCUCGCCGCCUACCCCCGGACCAGCGGAAGUGUGCCCUGGGAUCUGGAGAGCCCUCCAGCCUGUCUGACCAUCGGGCCAGGGCCCAUCCGCACCCUGUUGAGCCUGGAGGACGCCGUUUGGGCCAGCUGCGGGUCCCGGGUCACCGUCCUGGAUGCCACCAGCCUGCAGACCCAGCAAAGCUUUGAGGCUCACCAGGACGAGGCCGUGAGCGUGACACACAUGGUGAAGGCGGGCAGUGGCGUGUGGAUGGCCUUCUCGUCGGGCUCCUCCAUCCGCCUCUUCCACACGGAGACGUUGGAGCAUUUGCAGGAGAUCAACGUCGCCACGAGGACCACCUUCCUCCUGCCAGGCCAGAAGCACCUGUGUGUCACCAGCCUCCUGAUCUGCCAGGGUCUCCUCUGGGUGGGCACAGACCAGGGCAUCAUUGUCUUGCUACCCGUGCCCCGGCUGGAAGGCAUCCCCAAGAUCACAGGGAAAGGCAUGGUUUCCCUCAACGGCCACUGCGGACCCGUGGCCUUCCUGGCCGUGGCCACCAGCAUCUUAGCCCCCGACAUCCUGCGCAGCGACCAGGAGGAGGCCGAGGGGCCGCGGGCCGAGGAGGACAAGCCCGACAGCCCUGGCCCGGAGCCCUCGCCUGCGCCCGCAGGCCACGGGGCCCGCGAGCUGACCCGCAAGAAGGGCGUCCUGCUGCAGUACCGCCUGCGCUCCACCGCCCACCUGCCCGGCCCGCUGCUCUCCGUGCGGGACCCGGUGCCCGGCGAGGGCUCGGCGCUGGAGCACAGCGAGGAGGACGGCUCUAUCUACGAGAUGGCUGACGACCCCGACGUCUGGGUGCGCGGCCGGCCCUGCGCCCGGGACGCCCACCGCAAGGAGAUCUGCUCCGUGGCCAUCAUCUCGGGCGGGCAGGGCUACCGCAACUUCGGGGGCGCCCUGGGUGGGGGUGGCAGGCCUGCCCCCUGCGGGGAGACAGACGGCACCCUCCUCAUCUGGCAGGUGCCCUUGACUCUAUAGCCACCCCCCCAAACCCCUUACCUGAAAAGACAUCUCACAGAGUGUUUCUUUAAAAGCAAAAGAGGGAGAAGGAGAAGGAGGAGAAGGAGAAAGAAAAAUAAAAACACAGGAGCCUCACAAAUGCCUGGCCAGCCCAGAGGCUGCUGAGAGGGCCCCCACCGGGCUCAGAAGCAGCCUCCAGCCCCCCUAGGAGGAGUGUGUGUGUGUGUGUGUGUGUGUGUGUGUGCGCGUGCACGCACAUGGGAGCAUGCAGGCGGGCAUGCGUGUGAAUAUGUAUAAAUACUAUAAAUGGUGUACAUUACACGCAUGUAAAUACAAUCUGUACAUAUUGGAGCUCUGGGCGAUGCUGGAAUAAAAGGCAAAGAUGACGUUGGUA